GCUGUCUUCGACACGGAAAAAACCGUGCUGGAGACCUGCAACGACCAAAGGCAAGUCAGCCACGAGGUAGACGCCUUUCAGACGGUGGAGGGGGAGGGGGAGGUCAUUUUCACGUACGACGUGGAGUGGAAGGAGUCCGAUGUGCCCUGGUCGAGCCGAUGGGACGUGUAUUUCUCCGGGAAUCCGGACGAUGAAAUCCACUAUUUCUCCAUCGUCAACUCCUUAAUGAUCGCCCUUUUCCUCACCGGAGUGGUGGCCAUGAUCAUGCUGCGGACCUUGCGCCAGGAUAUCAGCAACUACAACGAGAUGCAAACGCUUGAGGAGGCGCAGGAGGAAAGCGGAUGGAAGCUGGUACAUGGCGACGUCUUUCGCCCCCCUCAGACAUCUCCGAUGCUCCUCGCGGUUCUGGCCGGUUCCGGGGCCCAGCUCUUGGCCAUGAGCACGGCCAUCCUCACGUUCGCGUUGCUCGGAUUCAUGUCUCCCGCCAAUCGCGGCGGCCUCCUCACCUCUCUGCUCCUGCUCUUCGUCUUCAUGGGCUCCGUGGCCGGGUACUCGUCGGCGCGCCUGUACAAGCUAUUUGGCGGAAAGGACUGGCGGCGGAACACGAUCCUGACCGCCACUGUCUUCCCGGGUGUGAUUUUCGUCAUGUUUUCGAUCCUAAAUGUGGUCGCUAUGCUGGAGAAUUCGUCCACGGCCGUGCCCUUCGUGUGGGUGCUUUGCCUUCUCGUUCUCUGGCUCGGCGUCUCCAGCCCGCUUGUAUUUGUAGGUUCCUACUUUGGUUUUAAGCGGGAGGUGUUGGGAAUGCCUACCCGGACAAACCAGAUCGCGAGGCACAUCCCAGAACGACAAUGGUGGGGCCACCCUCUUCUCUGCAUUGCCGUCGGAGGCAUUUUGCCCUUCGGUGCUGUAUGCAUCGAGCUGUUCUUCAUCAUGUCGGCGUUGUGGCUCCAUCAAAUUUACUACGUUUUUGGGUUUCUCAUCUGUGUCUUCUUCAUUAUGGGCAUCACUUGCGCGGAGAUUGCCAUUGUUUUGACUUACUUCCAGCUCUGCAACGAAGACUACCAGUGGUGGUGGAGGUCUUUUUUCACAUCUGGGUCAACGGCGGUGUAUUUGUUCAUCUACUCCAUCUGGUACUUUGCAAGUAAGCUGCAGAUUGAUGCAGCUGUCUCCAUAUUUAUUUACUUCACGUACAUGGGCAUGAUUUCAAUGGCUUUUUUCCUCAUGACUGGAGCCAUAGGCCUUUUUGCCUGUCUAUGGUUUACCCGAACGAUCUACGGAGCCAUUAAAGUCGAUUAA
Messenger RNA from Nannochloropsis gaditana CCMP526, 1296 nucleotides. RefSeq lists its product as uncharacterized. The transcript has a single exon. Gene Ontology annotation, biological process: protein localization to membrane. The annotation marks the transcript as partial. The record is from RefSeq and is a predicted model, not a curated record. Gene Ontology annotation, cellular component: membrane.